CUCCUUGUUGGGAAGGAUCAGUCAAAAGGAAGCAAGAAAAGAAGAGAGAAUAAGCCAUUAAACUAAUGUCAAAGUUGCUUGCUUAAAGCACUGAUGUGAUCUGAAGAAUUUAAUCGUGCUUUGUCCCCACUUAUUCCGGGGGAGAGAGAGUCCCCCUGGGAGCUACAAAAGUCUGCGUUCUGGGGGUAAUGACUGGCAAUAAGAGUAAUCUCUUCUGCACCGUCGUGUUCGAGAGAGAGAGAGAGAGAGAGAAGAUAGAGAGGAAGGAGGCCUGCCAGUGCCUCCUAGAGUGUUGAGUUUGAAUGGCCAUAGGGAGCAGCUGCGAUGAGUGGAAGCCUUUCUUCGUGAUGCUGGCCAUCGAUUUCGCCUUUGCAGUCGUGAAUAUUCUGCUUAAGAAAGUGCUUGAGGAGGGUAUUGAUCAUUUGGUCCUGGUAACAUAUCGGCUAGCGAUUUCAGCCAUUUUCCUGUCUCCAAUUGGUUACUUCUUGGAAAGGAGUACCAGACCAAAGCUGACGAUUAGGAUCUUAUGUUCUCUCUUUUUCAGCGCCAUUGUAGGGGCAUCGCUCACACAAUUCUUUUUCCUCCUUGGUAUUCAAUACACGUCAGCGACUUUCUCGUGUGCCUUCAUUAACAUCGUUCCUGUUCUCACAUUCAUCAUGGCCUUACCUUUUAGGAUAGAGAUGGUGGACAUGAAGAGCAGCAGCGGAAGAGCCAAAAUUGGCGGUACAUUGGUGUGCAUUGGUGGGGCUUUGAUGUUGACUCUUUAUCGAGGAAGGCCUUUGUUCAACUCUUCACAUUCACAAGCCGUUAUUUCAAUGCAUGAUCAUGCCACCAAGCUCAGUUCAGCUAAGAGGACGCAGAAUUGGACAAUCGGCUUGAUUUGCUUGUUUCUUGGAACAUUGCUCUGGUCUCUGUGGUUUCUUCUCCAGUCCAAGAUAGGCAAGAGGUAUCCUUGCCAGUACUCAAGCACAGCCAUUAUGUCCUUCUUCGGCGCCAUUCAGUCGGCCACUUUGAGCUUCUCCACGUCCAGGAGCCUCUCUAUUUUUGUCUUGAAAGGAAGAACUGAAGUAUUCGCCGUUAUCUUCGCUGGUAUGGUAGGUUCGGGUUUGUGCUUUGUCGGGAUGUCGUGGUGCGUCAAGAAACGGGGUCCUGUCUUCACUGCAUCAUUCAGCCCCCUCGUCCAAAUAAUGGCGGCGAUGUUUGAUAUCCCCAUUCUGCACGAGCAGCUCUAUAUUGGGAGCUUGCUUGGGUCGGUCAUUGUAAUCAUCGGCUUGUACAUUCUUCUGUGGGGCAAGAACAAAGAGAUGCAGGAUUGUGUCGUGAAAGUAGCUCAGGAAGCCGAAGAGAUCAAGGAGCAGGAUCCGAAGUUACAGGUCGUCACGGUGUCGCACGAGUCACAGAGUACCUAGUCUGUUGCUUCUGUUUAUGGUACCAGAGUCUGUAGCCCCCUUUCUCUGCCCCCUCGAUUCCGACCCCUCCAUUCCUACUUGUGUAGAGGGUUCAUAUGGUUGCUUUGUGCAAAGCACAGUCCGUCGCUUUGUUUUCCGAAAUAGAUAAAAGAGCGCCUCAUUUGGUACGCAGUGUUCAGCAGAAUCCUGCACACAUGAUUGAGUGAAUCACUGGAAGAGUGCAAUUCUGUUCACUGUUGUAUCAUAGAGAGCGUAAAAGUUAUUCAUUAAUGACGUGUUAGUGCGCCAAUUCAAUCGCUUUCUUUUGCCUUUUUCUUUCUUGGGCUCAUUGGUCUAAUUUUACAGCGAUAAUCUGCCAGAUUCUGCAGCUUCUUUAGCGUUGAUUCUGUUUGCCCAAUAUUCUUUUUCCUUUUUCUAAGUCAAUUCGGCUAUCUGACUACUGUUGCAGCUCUUCAUCUGUUUAAAAAGCGACAUCUUGAGAAGUUUUGUCAAGGGACUAUAUUGAUAGCAUUAGCCUUAACAUGUCACGAUCAAACCCCCAAGGCACAUCAGGAUCAACAGGGUCCGUGCAGUACUUUUCCGCCAAGCGGAAGGGCAGUCGUUUUCUUUUCGGCCUUAAGAAUUCCCAAUCGGUAAGGCGAAAGCAUAGUAGACUGAGCCCAUUUCCAGAUAAACGAAAUGAAGGCCUUUCCUAGAAUGGAAAAUGAUGCAAGAUCAGCACCUUCAGCUACAAGAAAAGACUGUGUUCUGGUUUUUGAUUGCUUAAGAUCAGCAUUAUGUGUCUCUACAAUGUACAUGGCAUUUACAUUGCUCAGUCCAUGACUAAGCUAUGACUGCCACCGGCGA
Molecule: messenger RNA, 2255 nt
Organism: Rhodamnia argentea
Lineage: Eukaryota; Viridiplantae; Streptophyta; Magnoliopsida; Myrtales; Myrtaceae
Product: WAT1-related protein At3g30340-like
Exons: 6
Coding region: 303-1409 (368 amino acids)
Cellular component (GO): plasma membrane
Molecular function (GO): transmembrane transporter activity
Source: RefSeq, a predicted model, not a curated record